GGCGGGGCCUCGGGUGGAGAGCGGGGAGGAAGAGGGGGAGGCGGAGCCACGGGGCUGGGCGGAGACUUGGUCCCCAGGCUGCGGAGGUGGAGUCUCGGGGCCCCGCCCUUGGGGGAGGUGGCCAGCGGAGGAGGAGGUGGCCCCCAGCCCUCAGGCCAGCUUGCCCGCUAGCUGUUCCCGGCUGCGCAGCGCCCGCCAACACUGCGGUCCGUCCCCAUGGCCUCCCCCCGGGAGCUCACCCAGAACCCCCUGAAGAAGAUCUGGAUGCCGUAUAGCAACGGGCGGCCGGCACAGCACGCGUGUCCGCGCGGAGUCUGUGUGACCAAUUGUCCCACAUUGAUCGUCAUGGUGGGCCUGCCAGCUAGAGGGAAGACCUACAUCUCUAAGAAGCUGACACGCUACUUAAACUGGAUUGGUGUCCCAACCAGAGAAUUUAAUGUUGGCCAGUAUCGUCGAGACCUGGUGAAAACAUAUAGAUCUUUUGAGUUCUUUCUUCCGGACAAUGAAGAAGGCUUGAAAAUCAGAAAACAGUGUGCAGAGGCAGCCCUCCGAGAUGUCAGGCGGUUCCUCAGUGAAGAGGGCGGACAUGUAGCGGUUUUUGAUGCCACAAACACAACGCGAGAACGCAGAGAGACCAUCUUUAAAUUUGGAGAGGAGAACGGCUACAAGACCUUCUUUGUUGAAUCAGUCUGUGUGGAUCCUGAUGUCAUUGCUGCCAACAUUGUGCAAGUGAAGCUGGGCAGUCCCGACUACAUUGACUGUGGGAAUGAUGAAGCCACAGAAGAUUUCAUGAACAGGAUUGAAUGCUACAAGAACUCCUAUGAGACACUGGAUGAAAAUCUGGACAAGGAUCUCUCCUACAUUAAGAUCAUGGAUGUGGGGCGGAGUUACCUGGUAAAUCGAGUGAUGGACCACAUUCAGAGUCGCAUUGUUUACUACCUCAUGAAUAUUCAUGUGACCCCUCGAUCCAUCUACCUCUGUCGCCAUGGAGAAAGUGAACUGAAUCUCAAAGGAAGGAUAGGUGGGGACACGGGACUGUCCCCAAGGGGGAAGGAGUUUGCUAAGAGCUUGGCCCAGUUCAUUAAUGAUCAGAAUAUCAAAGAUCUGAAGGUUUGGACUAGCCAAAUGAAGAGGACAAUUCAAACUGCAGAGGCCCUGGGUGUCCCCUAUGAGCAGUGGAAGGUUCUGAAUGAAAUUGAUGCGGGUGUCUGUGAAGAAAUGACUUAUGAAGAAAUUCAAGAGCAUCACCCUCUAGAGUUUGCACUUCGGGAUCAAGACAAGUAUAGAUACCGAUACCCAAAAGGAGAGUCUUAUGAAGACCUCGUACAGAGACUGGAGCCAGUAAUUAUGGAGCUGGAGAGGCAGGAGAAUGUCCUUGUGAUCUGUCACCAAGCCGUAAUGCGCUGCCUGCUUGCCUAUUUUCUAGACAAGACUGCAGAACAGCUGCCUUAUCUCAAGUGCCCGCUGCACACGGUUUUAAAGCUAACCCCAGUGGCCUACGGUUGUAAAUUGGAAUCCAUAUUCCUGAAUGUUGAAGCUGUGAACACACACAGAGACAGACCCGAGAAUGUAGACAUUUCAAGACCUCCAGAGGAAGCCCUUGUCACCGUCCCUGCUCACCAGUGAACCUGUGUCCUCAUCAGUCAUCAAACUUGUGGUGCAGUUUUCAUUAUUUUUCAUAAACUCAAUCAUUCAAGUCACUUUUAAAUCAACUCAAUCAGUUGUCUUCGAGAGACUUUCCCCUAAGGGGCUCAGCUCCGAAGGAGCUUCCCCAGAGUUAGGCAGGCCCCUGUUCUGCGUCAGUCAUUAGAGUUAAUUUGCUGACUCAUCUUUUCCAGAGUUUUCUAAUCAUCUAAUUUUUCCGCUCCCGUAUUUGGACUCUAAUGUGCAGUAGCAGGCAGACCUGUCUGAAGUAUUAAACUCUGCCACUGUGAAACCUCAUAUCUUCUGUAGGACGGACUUGAAUGUUAGUAAAUUCCCUGGGUUGAUUGCCCUAGGGGAGAGCCAGUGCCAUUUCCUUAGACUGCCUUGUCUGCUGAGCUGUUGAACUGGUACAGUUUGCUGAUUGGCAAAAUUCCCAAGCAGUAUCUCCUGGGGAGGGGACCAGCAGGCUUGUCCAACUCAUCCUGUUGCCAACAAAGAGCCUUCCCCUGGUGGUGUUUGCCUUAAACAGCGUCUUUCCACUGAGUACCCUCACUUUGGAGGGAUCCAGAUCUCCUUUCCCUUUUAAACACUUGAAAUUACCUAAGCUCCAUAAGGCAGGAGCUGUCGGUAGCCAGAUUCACCCUCCAUCUCCAGCUGCAUUGCUAAGCACUGUACUCCAUUCUGUGACCGGAUUCACCCACUGCUGACUUGUAUACAUACUGAAAUCCCAGACAGCAAAUUGACAGCUGUCAUCACUCCCUCCUUGACUACGCACAUCCAGUUUCAUGUGGCAAAGCAUCAGCCAUAUGAGCUUUUGCCGAGUGUUUACACACUGAAAUUCACCCAGGGCUGAUUUUGUAUCCACUCUGAAAUUCAUAAAGGGGGUGACGGCCCCCUAUUGAUUAUACACACACUGGAGUUCUUAUAGGCAAGCAGCAGCUAUAGUCACCCUGAGUCAGUUGUGCAUACAGAAGUUCUCACGAUUUUAUAUAUAGUACUGAGAUUAACAUGGUAGGGUGACAGCCAUAGUUCUCACUUCCUGAGUGUAAUCACAAACUGUAAUUCACACACGAAGGUAGAUGGUGCCUGUAGUCACCCCUUGCUAACUAUACUCAAACUAAAAUGCCUCAGAGGAGAAAGAGAUGUGAAUGUGACCAGCAUCAGAAAAAUUUCUCCUGCACCUUUCAAGUCUUUAGCUGAAGUAUCUUCCUGUGGAUCAGAUUUGUGGCUUGAGUCCUUCCUGAGAGAUGUGGAGGUCAGGGCUGGGGCCAGAAGGUCCCAAGCACUUUAUGGAAGGGUCAUGGCUGUGUUUUAUGUGUCUAUGGAAGCUUAAUAAAAAUAAUAACCCCUCACAAUUGUCCAGUGCUUUCCCAUCCAUUCUCUUCUUGGAAUAUCACAGUACCCUGUGAGGUUAGCAGGGAAGGCUGUUUUACAAAUGAGGAAACUGAGGCCUGUGAAGGUGAAAAUGACUUAUAGUAAGGUCACAUCAUCAUGAGUUCAUGGGGGACUCUGAACUUGAACCCAGGUCUCUUGAUUCCUAGCAUAGAAUACUUGAAAAUCUCCUUUACAUGGGUUUUUCUGCUUUACAGAAGCUUUGUAGAGAAAUGAAGACAUGCCCUUGGCAUUGGGAAUAAAUUAGUCAAAUGGCUUUUCAGCUAUCCUGAGAAACUACACAUAUGGCUUAUUACUAGGAAAGGAAACUCUAGAAGUGGUUGUCAAGGGAGAGGGGACCAUAGCCCUAUGACUGUAUGACAGGGCCUAUGUGGCCUUUGGUAGUCCAUCCUCUGAGUCCCCUGAGGUUUAGUCCCAUAUAAGACCUGCAGGAUGACCCAAAGGAGAGUGUCUUCCAGAGAUCACUAUCCUUCCAGACACUUUCUGCUGACUGUGCCAUUUGAGAUUCUUAGGAACCAGCUGGUGCCUCUGCCCUGGGCCAGAACCUUUUCUCUUAGAAAACCAACUUCCUGGUAUCCUAGACUCCAUAGACUAAUCAGUGAUGAGUAGCCCUCAGCAACCUAUGGCUCCAUCAUUGGCCACUGGUGCAGGUCACACACAGACCUGUCAAUGACCAUUGUUGUCCUGGGUCAUAGAGCUGUCCUGAACAGCCGUGAGUUCCCAGCAGCAGGAUCAAAUUGCUGCUUCUUUGGCAGGCGCCACUAUCCACUGUGACCUUGGUCCAUGCCUACCUUCUUUGUUUUCCUGUAGCCAUCUGUGCCUGUUCUCAGGGGCAUUAGCAUGCAAUUGGCCUUGGUCUUAGACUGGAAAGACCUGGGGUCUGAGGCCAGAGAGAGGUCAGGAGGGAACUCUAGGAAACCUGGGUCAAGUUUCCCACCUGCCAGGAGGGGGAAGGUGCUUUUCUGCCUGAGCAAGGACCCCUUCCAGGACAGGCAACUGUCUCACAAGGCCAUGUUUCAACUGAAAACCACUGAGAAAAAAAAAAUUCCCACUUUCUGUUCCCUCUGUAUUUUAGCCUAUAAUACCUGAACGACGUACACCUUCACAGGAGGCCUUUCCUGUCUUGUUUUGUUUUUCAGACCUAAUUGUAUUGUAUCUUGUGCAGAUGGUGCAUGCAUUGUAUCAGACUUUAAUUGCAAUAAAUGUUCCUUGGAAUCCA
Molecule: messenger RNA, 4255 nt
Organism: Phascolarctos cinereus (koala)
Lineage: Eukaryota; Metazoa; Chordata; Mammalia; Diprotodontia; Phascolarctidae
Gene: PFKFB4
Product: 6-phosphofructo-2-kinase/fructose-2,6-biphosphatase 4
Biological process (GO): fructose 2,6-bisphosphate metabolic process; fructose metabolic process
Cellular component (GO): cytosol
Molecular function (GO): 6-phosphofructo-2-kinase activity; ATP binding; fructose-2,6-bisphosphate 2-phosphatase activity
Source: RefSeq, a predicted model, not a curated record